This is a messenger RNA of Staurois parvus, 341 nucleotides long. The record is from the annotation of a GenBank genome assembly. Lineage: Eukaryota; Metazoa; Chordata; Amphibia; Anura; Ranidae.
CAGAUAUAGUGAAUACAGGGUCCGGGGAGACCGGAUAUAGUGAAUUCAGGGUCCGGGGAGACCAGAUACAGUGAAUGCAGGGUCCGGGGAGAUCGGAUAUAGUGAAUGCAGGGUCCGGGGAGACCAGAUAUAGUGAAUGCAGGGUCCGGGGAGACCAGAUAUAGUGAAUGCAGGGGUCCGGGGAGACCAGAUAUAGUGAAUGCAGGGUCCGGGGAGACCAGAUAUAGUGAAUGCAGGGUCUAUGGAGACCAGAUAUAGUGAAUGCAGGGUCCUGGGAGACCGGAUAUAGUGAAUGCAGGGUCCGGGGAGACCGGAUAUAGUGAAUGCAGGGUUCGGGGAGA